UCUAAAAUCUAACUAAUGCUUCUUCGGAAAUCCAAUAGCUUAAUCAAAAUCAUCAACUCAACAUUAAUUGAUUUACCUGCUCCCUCAAACAUUUCAUACAUAUGAAAUUAUGGAUCCUUACUUAGAAUAUGUUUAAUUAUUCAAAUUUUAACAGGAGUUUUUCUAGCUAUACACUUUUCAAGAGAUAUUACAACUGCAUUUUCAAGAGUAUCACACAUCACACGUGAUGUCAAUCUAGGAUGAAUAAUCCGAGCAGCACAUGCUAACACAGCCUCUUUCUUCUUUAUUUUCUUAUACAUUCACGUAGCACGUGGUCUAUUUUUCUCUUCAUUCUAUUUAAAAGGCCCUUGAAUUUCAGGAACAAUCAUCAUUUUAAUUUUAAUAGCUACUGCAUUUUUAGGAUAUGUUCUACCUUGAGGCCAAAUAUCAUUCUGAGGGGCAACAGUAAUUACAAAUCUUCUUUCAGCUAUUCCCUACAUCGGUCAUACAAUUACUCAAUGAAUUUGAGGUGGGUUUUCAGUUGAUAACCCCACCUUAACUCGAUUCUUUACUCUUCAUUUUUUAUUCCCUUUUAUCCUACUAGCGAUAAUUAUAAUUCACAUCUCACUUCUUCACGAAACAGGCUCAUCAAAUCCAUUAGGAAUUUCUAACAGUAUUGAUAAAAUUCCUUUCCAUCCAUAUUUUACAUAUAAGGAUAUUUUAGGGGUAAUUUUAGCACUUAUAUUGCUAACACUAGUAAUUUUAAUUUAUCCGUAUAUAUUUUCCGACCCAGAGAAUUUCCUAAUAGCAAAUCCACUUAUCACUCCACCCCAUAUUCAACCAGAAUGAUACUUCCUAUUCGCUUAUGCAAUUCUUCGAUCAAUUCCCAAUAAACUAGGAGGGGUUGUAGCUUUAGUUAUAUCUAUUCUAAUUAUUUUAAUUCUUCCAUUCACAACAAAAUCAAAGUUUAAAUCAUCAUCAAUAAACCCAAUUAAAAAAAUCUUAUUCUGAAUCUUCGUUAAUACAUUCAUUCUAUUAACAUUUAUCGGAGCUUGUCCAGUAGAGCCACCAUUCAUUAACAUUGGACAAAUCCUAACUAUAAUAUACUUUUCAUAUUUUUUAAUUACACCAAUUUUUAAAUA
Messenger RNA from Ornithodoros turicata, 1121 nucleotides. RefSeq names its product cytochrome b-like. The transcript has a single exon. Gene Ontology annotation, cellular component: membrane. NCBI's taxonomy places the organism in Eukaryota, Metazoa, Arthropoda, Arachnida, Ixodida, Argasidae. Gene Ontology annotation, molecular function: quinol-cytochrome-c reductase activity. Gene Ontology annotation, biological process: mitochondrial electron transport, ubiquinol to cytochrome c. The record is from RefSeq and is a predicted model, not a curated record.